Molecule: messenger RNA, 2356 nt
Organism: Chelmon rostratus (copperband butterflyfish)
Lineage: Eukaryota; Metazoa; Chordata; Actinopteri; Chaetodontiformes; Chaetodontidae
Gene: c21h10orf88
Product: chromosome 21 C10orf88 homolog
Exons: 9
Coding region: 229-1497 (422 amino acids)
Source: RefSeq, a predicted model, not a curated record
CAGCUGCGGGGUGAUGCGACACGUUUAGCGUUAGCUAGGUCGAGAAAUUCACCGUUUUAUCACAAAUUAAAGCUGCAAAUCAGGCUCAUCCGUAGUUUUUUACGUCUGAAGAAAUGCGAAGACGAAAAUACAGUAAGCUCAGGAAAACAAGCUAAUCAACGGUUUCAGUUGGAACUAUUUUAAGUUUGUCUCCUGGAAGGUCACAGUCCCUGUGGCCUCAGCAGCAUCAUGGUGGACAUUGCUGUGAAGAGCGGAGCGGCUUGGGUCUGUCACUCUCAGGACCAUCACUUGACUGAUGUCCUGCUUCCUGUUCACAUCACUAACAGAGAGGGUCCUGAGGAAGAGCUUAGUCAGUCAGAGGGAGACGAGAUAAACUGGGGCGACCCCGUGCUGUUGGAACAGACGGAGGAAGGCUCUCCUUGUGUCCUGACCCUCCACUGCAGCCCCUCCUCCCCUACUGCCAUCAGCCGCCUGCUGGUCGUCAGCGAGGCUCGAACCAUGGAGGUGUACGGCCAGAUGGGAGAAUACUGUGGGACGGUACGCGGGGAGAGAGACGACCACAUCCAGCCAGACAGUUCAGACAGAGGACCUUUCUACAAGAAGCAGCUGACACUCGAGCACCCAUCCUCGGCCUGUGAAGUGAAGCUGCUCUCCCUGGCAGGUAGAAGCAGUGCUUUGGUGUGUCGCGUCAUCGUGGGCCUUCAGCAGCUACAGCCUUGCCCGGCCCGCGGCCCCGGCAUCGACAUGCAGCAGGUGCAGUGUCUGGUUGAGGAGAUGGGAACAAGCCUCUCACCAGGAGCCCAGAAUCUCAUGGACAUGGUGCACUUCCAGCAGAAGAACCAGACCAGCUCUUUGGGCAAUUUCCUGCCUCUCCUGAUGGGCGGUGGGGCUUUCUCUGCGCUGGCUCAAGCCAACAUCUCCCCCGCAGCUGUCAGCAACCAGCCCCAGCCUGCAGACUCCAGGCCCCCCAUCAGCUCCGUCAUGCCUGCAGAUGAAGCUCCACCUGCUCAGAAUGGAGCAAUGUCAGACGGCUCCACCUCCUCCUCACCAGACCGCCUUUUUUCUGGCGUCAGCACUAAGAACAUAAUGAGCCACGACCAGCUGGCGGAGAUGAUGUCACACUUCCUGAAGGGACAGGGGCACGACCAGGCGCUAAGAUCCGGCCCCGAUCUUCUGCCCGUGCUCCAGAGCGUCUGCGGUCAGGUGACGAAGCUCAGACUGGAUGACGCUGCAGCGGUGGCAGAGAAGGAGAAGCAGAUGAGAAAUGGAACAUGGGAACUGGACGCAGCAAUGGAGCGUCGUCUGGAGGAGAUGGAGAGGAGGCUGAAGGAGCAUGUGGACCGUCGCCUGGAUGCCCUGGAGCAGAAGCUGGAGAAGGCAUUUCUGAGCGCCCUGCCGCAGUUCGCCCUCAACCAGGGAGCCAUGAGCAGCUCAGCUGGAGAAGCAGCUUCCACUGGGCUGUCGGAGCAGCCGGCCCCGAUGCCAGCCAUGCACUGAGUUCAACAACGCUAAAAGACUAACACGACACAAACGCCUUUCAUAAGGAGGAAAUGACUGAAAUAUGGACAAAAUUAUAACGAUAAAGCAUAAAAUGGUCUUAAACUGUAAGUGUCCAGCUGUCAAAGAUGCAGCCUCUGAAAUGGUUUGUUUGUCUUUUAUCUCUGGGGAAAAAAAACAAAUGAAUGCAACACUGUUUGACAGCCAGUCUGAAUGUCCUGGAUGUUGGACCGUCCCAUCAGCUUGUGAACAUGAUGCAAGUUUAGCCUAAAGAAUCAAAACAUGUGUAAGUGUAGAAAUCCCAUAAACCACAAAAAACAAAAACAUAUCCUGCAGCUGCAGUGCAUUCUGGGCAAGUUUGGCCACAUGAAAAGUAGCCAGAAAUACAUCAUUAAGUGAUUUUGAAACCAUUGGAACUGAAAAUGAAGUAAAACUGAGCAUGGCCUGCAGUUAGAGCCCGGACGCAGACAAACGUAAAGAACAAGCUUUAAAUUAUUGCAGUGAUAUGAUCUUAACCAGGUUAUUGUUUAUGGUUUUAACCCUCCCAGGUUUCAUAAUCCACAUGAUCCAUCUUGACCAGCAGUUAUUCUUAUUCAAACUAUGUACUGUAACUACACUUACCUGCUCUUAAGUGUUUUGGUUAGUCAGGCCUCAACUGUUUGGCAAAUGAAUACUCCUUUAACAGGCGUGGAUGUAGAAGGUGUAACUGAUUAAAACACGUUUUAAUAUGCCACUGUAAUGUUUUAAAUAAUGUACAUGUCUGUAACAUAAAAUUUAUCUGCCCACGUAAACUAUUAAAAGGACUGAGAUGUUGAUGAUUUUGAUAACUCUACUGACGUAAAUAGCAAUAAAAAAUAUA